Messenger RNA from Symbiodinium pilosum, 297 nucleotides. The record is from the annotation of a GenBank genome assembly. Lineage: Eukaryota; Dinophyceae; Suessiales; Symbiodiniaceae.
GUUGACACGAUCGUAGGUUACGGGUUCGGCCGCCCGGCCGCGACCUUUUUCGCAGCCCUGGUGCUGAUCACCCUACGGGUUUCCUCACUGCUCUACGCAAGCGGCCUGCCUGCGCUCAUGGAGCUGGGGGCGAUUGGUCUCCUGGGUUUCCUGCUGGGAGCCACAUACUUCGCGCAUCUGAAGCCUUUCCUUCGUUCAGGAGAGAAGGCGCACUUCCAGCAUCUUCAGAAGAAUCUGUCUUUGACCGGAGCCUGCAUCAUGACGAUGGGAAGGGUGAUUCCGCAGCUUCGUUCGUGA